Messenger RNA from Ictalurus furcatus (blue catfish), 6442 nucleotides. RefSeq names its product A kinase (PRKA) anchor protein 11 (gene akap11). Gene Ontology annotation, biological process: intracellular protein localization. NCBI's taxonomy places the organism in Eukaryota, Metazoa, Chordata, Actinopteri, Siluriformes, Ictaluridae. Gene Ontology annotation, molecular function: protein kinase A binding. The coding region runs from base 127 to 5658 and encodes 1843 amino acids. The record is from RefSeq and is a predicted model, not a curated record. Gene Ontology annotation, cellular component: cytoplasm. The transcript is spliced from 12 exons.
CCGGGUUCGAUUGCUUUGGCCCGUUUGUCUUGUUUUCAUGAAGAGGGGACAUACAGAAACAUCUAACAGCUUAUUGCGUGGCUGUGACAACAAAGGUGUGGCCUCACAGCACCGCCCUGCAUUGCCAUGGAUGCCUGCGCCCGGAUCAAAGGUGUUUCACUCAAGAACCGUGCCAGGAUCAGGAAAGAGACUAUCCGUGAGAGUUCAGCCCUGUCCCUGAGGAGCCUUUUAAAGAACAGGAAAGAGCUGAGCAAUGUGGUGCCAGAGCUGCAUACUAGAGAGCCACAGUGUCUGCAACAAAUACAUUUCAUAUGCUUACCUAGUUAUACAGGAGGGGAAGAUUUCACACUACAGGCUGUGACCUCUCUCUCUACUGAAUUGUUGGAGUUGCUAAGAUCCCUACAUGUACAUACUCUCAAAGAUGAAGAAGUGCUGCUCAUCAAAGAUCCAAAGCGAACCUUGGACAGAAAAGAUGGAAUCUCUCAGACUAGCUCAUCCGGAGCCAUGUGCAUACUGAGACAUGGCAGCCCUCAACAGAUCAAUGUUUGUACUUUGCUGGGGCUACUGAGCUGCUAUACAGCAGGGAUCAGAUAUGCUCUGGAGGUACAGUCUCUGCAGAGGGGCAUAUCGGAGUCAUGCCAAGCUGAGGAUGAUGACACCAACCAGUCUGUCUCUUCUAUCGAGGAAGAUUUUGUCACAGCUUUUGAACAUCUUGAAGAGGAGGAGACAGUUGUAUAUAACAAAAGAAACCAGAGGGAUGUGGCCUCCCAGACUCUCCCCUCCCAUUUCAAAGAUUUCUCUGGGUCCCGUAUCAUCCUUAGUUCUUUCUCCAAGAAGUCUAACAGUAGACUGAAGUCAACUUCUGAUGUGUCAGAAUCAGUACAGAAGUCACCAACAGCAUGGUCUAGGGGUGCAGAGAAUGAAGGGAACCUAUCCACACCAAGUAACCUACCAAAAAGACAUGUUACCUCUACAUCAUUCACUGAAUCUGACGAUUCAGACUGCUCUAGUCCAAGUCCCAUUAUUUUUUUGGACGAGGUUGGUUAUCAGAAGAGUCUAAAGGCAAAGCUUGACAUUCCAAAGAUCCCUGUUCUUAAAGAGGGAGUAGAAGAUUCUGACUCAGAAGUGUGUGAGUUUUUUGAUAGUUUUGAUCAGUUCGAUGAUCUGGAUCAGUGUUUUGAUUCCACAAUGAAGGUGCCAGAAGAACAGGUCCUCGAUGUCCAGAAAAAAAAGCCGUCUGACAGCUCGGUUAGUAAAUAUGAGUCAAAGGGUGCCUCAACAAUAGCAAUGAACCCUCACAAGUUUGACCACAGGACUCUUCCAGCCAAUAUCAGGAAGCCCACUCCACUUAAACCGGGAUCUCCGUAUAGUAUACACUCCGAUGCUCCAGAUUCUCCACGACCAGUGAGGACAUCCUGUGAGGAGAGUGGGGGACUCUUCAGCCCAGUUCACUCGUCAGCAUUUAGUCCUCUGGGAGAAGGAGGAGGCUUGGAGUGUUUUUGGAAACUAGAUGGAGAUGUUUCAGAAUUGCGCAAACCCCAGGACCUUUGUUCACUAUAUAAAACUUAUUCUGAUUUUGCAAGCAAUCUCUCGAAAGAAAUUCUUGGAACUGUUUGUGGGUUCUCUUCUCCUGUUGACAUUAACAUUAAUAAGAACUUGAGCUGUGUGUGCCAUAAAGAAUUUACAAACACUAACGGACAUCGGAUGAAACUGUCCGAUAUUCAGGAGACUGUCACUAUUGCCAAAUCGCACUCGCAGUCUCUGAAGGAUGGGAUUCAGAAGUUUGCCACAGACUUGGUUGAAAUGAGCAUUGGCAGUGCCUUAAGAGAUUUACAGAAAGGAGUGUCGUCCUGCACUACAACACUUUGCCAUUUAGCUGCUAGGCUAACAUCUUCAGUGUUUCAUAUGGCCUUUCAAGAGAUAGGAAUGCGCCAUGCAUACGUGUUAAAAGAGCGUGCCAUAAACGGAUUGGCUGGUUUCCUUGUUGGGGAAGCAGUCUCUGGAGCACUGAAAGAGUUUCUCUUUGUGAAAAAGCAGAUUUUUAACAACACUGUCACCAGAUUUGCAGCUGAUCUUGCUGAGGAAUUAGUAUUUGAGGGAAUUAUGGAGGUAUGCCAAUUCUCAUAUCCUUCUACACCUCUUACCCCAAAGGAUUGGUCUUUUGAGCAACAAGAGGAAGUGGUUUGUUCUUAUGCUUCAGAUCUUUCUGAGUCAGUUCUUCAAGAAGCCUUCAUAGAACUGUCCAAAGCUGAUGUGACUUUCACGACACAGGCAGCCAUAAGUGUCUCAUUGGACAAUAUCUGUUAUGUCAGUGCUGAAGAUGCAUCUCAGACUACAAAAAUCUGCAAUGCCCAUUCAAGUUACCAGAAUUCACAGUCCCUUGUCCAGGCUGGAAACCAGGAAGAAGAAGAUGGCUGCACUGUGAAGAAAGCUUUGUACUGUGUUUCUGGAAUGGCCAGUUGUGUUCCGGUCCCUGCAGCUGGCAAAGCUAUAUCCUACCUGCAGAACCCAGAGGAAAUGUGUCAGUAUAAGUCUAGCAUUAGUCACACUUGCCAGAGCAGCCCCAAAAGAAGCAUUUGUUCCCAAGGAAGGGCAGUGACCUCAACUUCAAACACAUCCACUGCAACAUUUUCUGAGUCAGUGCUAGGUAUUUCCAAAAUCCGUAAUGUCUGUGGUAAUCUUGGGAAUAUAUCUACAAGUGCUGCUGAGAAACCUCCAGUGGGAAAAAGUUUUGAUAAAGGUUCUGGUUCUAUGGUUGAGACAAUAGUGGGUGAAGCGUUUGACGUUGUGUCCACAUGCAAAAUGAAGAAAAAAGUGGACAGCUGUACUGAUUUCUUAAGUAAAAAUCUAGGGAGUCGGAUGGCUACAUGUACUGGUAUAGCAAAAUCCCAGGACGUGGCAUGUCAAAGUUCACCACCUUAUAAUUUAAGCAUAUCACAGAAAAUCUUGUCUUUAAUUCCUAAAGGGGAUUUGACCGAGUCAUCAUCAUUUUACUUUCAACCUCACUUGACUUCGAAGAACGUAGAUAAAACAUUUUGUCAAUCUGGCUUAAGAAAUACCCGUACGCUCGACAAAGUCUCGCCAGAAGUCCAGUCUGCCGUGAUGAAGGAUACUUUGGAAGUGCCUAGUUUUGAAGGGGGCAUUCGUGGAGGCAGAAAAGUCGUCCCAGAAGAGGGGCUUAAUGGCAGCACUGGAACAAAAUCCAGUGGAUGCCCUGGCACUCCUCCCUCAACUCCCCAACAACCAUCAGACAUCUCGAGUGAGAAAACGCUUAAACAGUUUUCAAAGAAGCUCAAGGGCAAGCUUGCAAAGGAAUUCUCCCCUGCAACACCCCCACCCACCCCACAUUACGAGCCCACGCCAGGACUCGAAGAGGGCUCAGAUUCAGAGAAAGAGGAAUUCAUGCUGAGGCUCAUGAGGUCCCUUUCUGAAGAAGCUGUCAACAAUGAAGAUGAAGAUGAUGAUGAGCAGGAAGAUGGUCUCCGCUCUGCGACCCUUAACACAGAGCAAAGUCCCAGUGUGGGAAACAAAAUGAUUGAGAGAGGGGCUCUGCAUUAUGCUGAGCGUUUGGCAUGCCAUAUUGUUUCCAUGGCAACUGAGAUGGACACUUUAAGCAUUGGUGAUGUAAGUAAGCCAGAGAAUGAAGAAGGCAAUGAAGGCUUUGCUUUACACAGUGCACAAAUCUCGGAACAGACCUUGAAUUCCUUAUGGACCUAUGCUGGGGAAAUUGCCGGGGAAGUCAUCAGUGAUGUAAAGAGGAUGAUGAGUUCCAGUAAUUGCCAUCACAAAACAGUCAAAAGAGGAUCUUUUAAGUCAGAUAAGCAUCAGCGUGGUGACUGGAAAGACUGUCAUUUUGUCAGCAAAUCUAACCAGUGGUUUGCUGAUCUCAUUCCACCAGUUUCCAGUACUCACAGUAACACUUCAAGUAGAAUCUCUACCCAGGCUGAGUACCCAAGCUGUGAAAGUGUUACUGAUGAGUACGCAGGAUAUGUUAUCAAGGUACUUAAAAAAGAUGGAGGAAGCCGGGAACUUAUCCUGGAUCAGUAUGCCAGUCAGGUGGCUUAUAAGUCUAUCAAAUCAGGCCUAGCUCAUGCUGCACAGAAAAUAAAGCAGAAGUCCCCUUUAAGGCUUGGCUUAUCUCGACCAUUACACCAGGAGGGCAGCCGUAACAUUUGCAAGAUCCCACCAUCUGAGUCCUCUCCUGCCAUUCUUACCCGAGGACAAGAAGGGUCCUCUAGUGAAUCCAUGCUGUGUGUUUGCCAAGAUGUUGAAAACAUUGGUAAAAAGGAAUACAUGGAACUUGUGAACUUUGCUGAGUCAUUGGCCUACAAUAUUACAUGUGAUGUCACAAGAAAGCUAAGAAUGUCCACGAUCAGGCUUCCAAAAUCGCUUACAGACUCAUGUCUCUACAGGAAGUCAAAUGUUGAAGACAUGGCAGAAAAUUUAACCAAAACUGCAUUUUCAUGUUCAGUGCUACCAUACACCGGGAAAAACAGGCAAUAUCAUAGCACCAGCAGCUUAGAUGAUGGAAAUUACAGUAACGGUGUUAUGCAAGUAAUUGAGCAUUAUGCCAGGAAGAUUGUUGAUGACACUUUGGAAAUGACUCUGGGGUCUACAGCUCUUCAGACAGCAGAAGAGAGGAGGUCUUUGGAACUCAGUUCUUUCACCGAGAAGCUGACCGAUGCAUACAAGACUUGCCAGUACUGUCAAGCAAGAGAUUGCUUAUUUUGCAAAAAUUGUCACCUUAAGUACCAUGGAAUGCAGAGGAGAAUGCAGCAAGACUCUGACACAAUGGUUGGUCUUGAAAUUCCCAAAAUCCACAUAGAUUUGGAGAAGAGAACAGUUUUUGCUGAAGAGAUGGUAUCUGCCGCACUUGAGAAAGCUAAAAAGGAACAUAGCAGCACCAGCUUAAAUGCAGACAGUGGGAUUGGUUAUGAUGGCGCAAGCUUUGCAGAAAGCCUUACCACAGAGAUCAUGACGUCUGCAUUGUCCAACGUCUGCCAAACCAUCAACCUCAGUGGCCCUGGGAGUGAGAGUGUCAACGUGACCGAGUCAACGAUAAGUCAGCAGCUGAAUCUAAGCGUGGGAGAUGACAGUCUUGGCAGCUGGUCUAACUUGAGCUUUGAAGAAGACCAUCCCGAUGAAAGUAGUAGCUUCCAUCACCUAAGUGACAGCAGUAAUGGGAACAGCAGUAGCUGGAGCAGUCUGGGGUUAGAGGGCGAGGUUUAUGAAGAGCAUUUGUCCUUCUCCCCAUCAGACAGUGACUACACAGAGGAAAAGGAAACGGAGGCCAAGACCUUCAUGGGUGGGACGGUGCGAGUGGAGAGGGGCCGCACGGAAGGGGACAGGGCUCUGCUGGUGGUCAGUACAGAUGUGUGGGGGCAGGGCCCAGAUCCCCAACUGAGAACUGUGCUGCAAUGGAUGGCAGCCUCAAUCACCGAGCUGCCAGUCAUGCAACUCAGCCAACAGUCUGAAAGAGAGGUGCAGCAGUUUCUGCAUGUAGUUCAGAGGCUGAGAGAGAGAGACUGGAGAGUCGGCGAGCUCCUUCAGGCUCUGCUUAGAUACUAUGAGGAGUGUCCAACCGAGGAGCAACCAUGUGCUGAGGAUACAAGACAUGAACGCAGGUCCCUUUUCCACUGGCUUCUUGAACACCCAUAGACCAUUACCACCCACUGCUCACACUAGUGACUGGCACGCCUGUAGUAAGCGCUAACGGCAGUGUAUUGAGGUGAAAGUUUCCAUCACUUUCACAUUUAUGUGCAAUGUAGCUGCCAAUUUAAAAGUCUAGCCCGUGGGAUGUAUCUGGUGCGCGUGUGUCUGAGUGCAUUGCAUGCCGUGACUGAAGGUAUUUUUGUUCUCCACCUUUGGUUGUCACUUUUUUUUGUUUAAUUUGAUAUUGGAUUGCAUAUCACACACUUAGUAUGUUAUCAUUUGCACUUUUCUCAGUGUUUUUGCUUUCAUGCCCUAAGCCAGUGUUACAGCAACAAACAGAGAGGUCAGUGACUGCAUUGCUUUGUCAAAGGGAAUCCCUAGAGUAGAGAUCACCUCUCCUUAUGGGAAUAUACAUGAUAAAGGGACCAGCCAUCCAAACCACUACACAUCCCUUAUCCAUGUUCCUGGUCACUGCAGAAUUUUGUCACUUGAAAUACAAACGAAUGAAAAAAUAGGUAAAUUGUUCCGUUAUAACAGGUGCACAUGCAGCUAUCCAAGUUAUCAAAAUAAGAUUUCAUGGUAAAUAUUUUGACACUUUAAAACCAGCUGCUAUUGAAAGACUCCAUCAAAAUAUAUUUUGAUCAUAUUCCCCUCUCAGUGUGAAAAAUACCCUUACUUUCCCUUUUUCAGUGUCCUCUUUAUUAAAAGGCCCUUAUGGAUAAGUAUUUAUGACACUGCAGUGUGUGUGUGUGUGUGUGUGUGUGUGUGUGUGUGUGUGUGUGUGUGUGUG